CAGACUGAUGUCGUUGAUGGUAUCCUAGUUCUCACAUCAUCUAUUCUCCUCACAAUAAUAUUCUCAAAAUAAUAGUUUGAUCUGUUUGACAUCAACCUCAACCAACAAAUUCUUUACGAAACCAUACGAGUACCUUGGUAUCCUCAAUUUACGCUACAUACCUCACCCUGCGAAAACGAACCCAGACGAAAGAAAAGACCGGAUUCACCAUCAGAUCAGCCCCCAAGUAGAUCUCUUCGACAAAUCCAACCCUUGCGUUGCCUCAUCCCUGCUCCGGCGAUCGAAACAAUCUCUCACCAGUUCUCUCGCGGCUUCGCUUCCCUCCUUCUGACCGACAACCUGGCCCUUUUUGGGUCGCCUGGCGAAACUGGCCCCCUUUUUCCCUGCCCUACGCAUCAGACUGAGUGGAAGGGGAAGGCUUCUCGAAGGUGUAAUUUCGCACAAUCAAAAGAGUCCACAAAUCACUUUGAAGCAAGAGACAGGUGAGACGGUAGCGGCAGAAGAUCACUACCCAUACCGGUGGUCCCUCAAGGCCUCCAGUUCUUUCGCCAAAACCACGCCUAACUACAUCGGACAGGGCGUCCUAGUCAGACAACUCCUGGCCUAACUCGUAUCCGACUCGUGCCGCCAGGGUCGGAUUCUUCUCGAAUUACAGCAUUAUCCACCGCUGCUACGGACACCCCGGCCUAGUCUGCGGCUUCAACAAACUCCACCUCCUCGUGGUCUCGUGGUGAGGCAAUCCCGGCUCUUCGUGGGUUGCGGAUUGCGCCCCCAUUCGCAUUUUUUGGCCCACUCACCGUGCUGGGUGUCGACCGCCAGUCUUUCUGCAAUGUGUUGCGGAUUCCCUCCAAGUCGUCAACAUCUUUACCCGUACGAUUCCCAGUUCUCUUUAUGCCCGAUCCAAGCGAUGCGACUGUCGUCGACUCCAUGACCUCGCCAACUGACAAUUUGCCAGUUCAUAAUACGCAGUCCGACACCUCUAGAUAUACUUCCUCGCCUCCAAUUCCGCCUGGUCGGGAUAUCGCUCGCCCGCCACAUCACCAUCACACGAGUUCGAGCAGUAUUACUCAGAGUAAAAGUCGGCGUUCACUUGCCUCACUCGCACGUGAAAAAACUUCGAACGCAUUCGCCAAUUUGGCUUCAAUAGGCACAACAUCUACACCUAGCCUUCGAUCCGCCACCUCUUCGGGAAGUUUGGGCAGGCAUUCCAUCGCCAGCGGGUCAGUCCGUCCAAACCUACCACGCUCGCCAACAUCGCCAGAAGUUCAUUCUGGAACACAACGGAGAACCAGUGGAACUCAUCUACCCGGGCAAGAUCCUCGAAGUAGUACCUCUGUCCCACCAAUGCCGAAUCCCGAUCGCAACAAUGGAAGGAUGCAUCAGUCUUCCUCCAAGGUCCUGCGAAUGACUGACGACGAAAGACCUUUCACCCGAGACUUCAAGGAUCUCUUCUCGACGCUGAUCACCAGUCUCCCUCUUACUCCCCAUCGCGUAAGGUUCUCCAGAGUCGAGGAAACCUUUCUGUCUGAAGAAGCCAUCACGAAUCUGGGGUCCCUAAAGUUCUCGCAGUCCAAUCGCAUACCCGACCCCAAGAACCCUUCGCGAUGGGUAGUCACCACGACCACGACCACAUUCUCCAUGGCCAAAGAGAUGGCUCGCUCGGUUUGUCAACGCUUUGUAGACGCCCGCCUCAUUGAGUCUGCCGAGAACAAGUCGAUCACCACGUUCAAUACCAAAGGGGGUGUCUGGCAACUAACGCCGAAGGGUCUGUCAAUUCUCUCGAGGUUCUGCAGCCGCAACGGUAUCAACGCGCGGCACAUCGAGCCACUUCUGAAACGAAACCACAUGCACAUGGUUGCCCUAGAGAGAGACUCGUUGACGGACAAGAUUCACCAAGAUCGGGCCACCGUCGAGAUCAUUUUCCGCAGAUUCAUGGGUUCUGAUGGCCCGAACUUGAAGAGUUCCGUAUCUUUAUCGGACUCGGAUUCCAUCUCAGACUAUGCUACUGGUCUGAUCGGUGUCAAGAUGGCAAAGGAACGCAGAGUGCUUGAUAAAAUUGUCCCCUACACCUUUACUGGAAAGGCCGCUUCCGACUGGCUCCUCGACUGCACAACUACUAUCGACCGCAGGGAAACCUACGAGAUGGCAGAGUUGUUCGUCAAAUGGGGCCUCAUUCAACCAGUCAUUGAAGACAGAGCCUACACUCGUCAACACCCAAUGUCAACCUACUUCCAGCCCACAAAGCAUGCCGUGUACACUGUAACGGAACGCGGUCAACGUGUAUGCGGCUGGAUUGCCCGCCCGCCCAGUGUCGAGAGCGAGGAUAGCCGCGACGUUAAGGAAAAGGGACGGAUGACACGGGAUUCUAAUGUCGGUCGACUGAACGUUAUCCUCCAGGAUGCUGCCUUACGUCUGUUAUUUAGAGAAUUCCUUCGGCAAUCACUGUGUGAAGAAAACCUUGGAUUCUACCUCGACGUCACAGAGUUUAUCUCUGCAUAUCGUCAACUGGACGAGUCAGGACGACUGAGCAAGCCAGAUGUGGUGAGGGAAACCCUGGCAGGAGCAUAUGGGCUGUACAACUCUUUCCUAGCUUCGGGCGCACCCUCUGAGUUAAACAUUGAUCAUUCCCUGCGAAAUCGCCUCGACAGUCGCAUGAUCCGCACAAACCCUGAUGAUGAGGCCAUGAGAGAAUCUCUCGACGAAGUUAUCGAACUGUUUGAGCUUGCGCAGGCUGCUGUGUUCAAACUGAUGGCAAGCGAUUCCGUUCCCAAGUUCCUUCGCGAUCCCAAAAACGCUACAGUUUUCCGAGAUCAUGAAAUUGAUCUAAUAUCUGGCACAAAUCGCACCUUGUCUCCUGCUCCCGAAGGCCUGGUGAGCCGAUCGAAUACACGAUCAUAACACCCGCUCCUCUCUCACUCGACAAGUGUCGCAAUUGUCCGCAACAGAAGAGCAAGACGGGCUCCUUUGGAUCUAUUUGCAUUGCACAUUUAAAUGUGAUGAAUAUUACGAACACAACAAAGGUCUGCGUCGUGGAUCUUAAUGUACAAACAAGGGCACUUGCCCAUUUUUUUUGUCAAUAAUCAAGAUUGUUACGACAAGCGUGACCAAGAGUCUAUUGACUCAUGGUAGGACUUGUCUACUGGUGGGUUUCCCACAAUCUCUGCAUAGAAACCGCUCGGCGUUCAGCAUAGCGUGGUCUGUCUGGGAGGCGUUAUAAACGGUUUUAAGGCAAGCAUAUUUAGCAGCAUGGUCUUCCGGUCGGCAUUUGCAUUGGAAAGAUACCCCUGUGGAGGAAAGCAAAGCCGUAGACGGGAAGACGAGGAUGUGAGCAUCGUUGGACUCUGGUAGUCAUAGGCUAGUUUACUGGUGCUUGUUGGGAGUAAUGAGGCUGUGUGAGCCGGUGCUUUGGGAUAAACUUGACCCAAGAGGGAUGGAACAUGGAAAUACUGCACAUUACACAAAGAGUAUCCUAUUUUCCUCACG
This is a messenger RNA of Exophiala oligosperma, 3483 nucleotides long. RefSeq lists its product as uncharacterized. The transcript has 3 exons. The record is from RefSeq and is a predicted model, not a curated record. The coding region runs from base 892 to 2898 and encodes 668 amino acids. Gene Ontology annotation, biological process: intracellular signal transduction. Lineage: Eukaryota; Fungi; Ascomycota; Eurotiomycetes; Chaetothyriales; Herpotrichiellaceae.